Molecule: messenger RNA, 897 nt
Organism: Fusarium sp. VM40
Lineage: Eukaryota; Fungi; Ascomycota; Sordariomycetes; Hypocreales; Nectriaceae
Source: the annotation of a GenBank genome assembly
AUGGUUUCUUUCAACGGCUUCAAUCCGGACACUGAUGUGCCCGACCUCUCAGGAAAAGUCAUUCUCGUAACCGGCGGAACAUCCGGUCUCGGCAGAUCCGCCAUCCUCACGCUCUGCGCCCACAAGCCCUCCCAUGUCUACUUCACCGGCCGCAGCUCCAACGGCGCUACAUCCCUCAUCGCCGCCAUUUCUCCCAUUCCUGCCACCUUCCUCGAAUGCGACCUUACAUCCAUCGCCAGCAUACGCAGCGCAGCCAAGCGCUUCGUACAUGAUCGUCUGGAUGUGUUCAUCGCCAACGCGGGGAUCAUGGCUGUUGAUGGCAUCACGCAAGAUGGGCUGGAGCUCCAGUUUGGCGUGAACCAUGUUGGCAACGCGACGCUGCUCAUGGCCCUUUUGCCGGUUAUGCUAAGGACGGCUGAGCAGGGACGUGACGUGAGGUUUGUUAGUGUUACCUCUCUUGGAUACGCAGGGCAUCCGAAGAAUGGUAUCGACUUUGAGACGUUGCAUUCUGGGCAGGAACACAUAUCCUUCGGAACAUUCGGCCGCUACGGACAGAGCAAACUCGCCAACAUCGUUUUCGCGAAGGAGCUGCAGAGACGGUAUCCGAGUAUCACGAGCGUGGUCGUCCAUCCAGGUGUGAUUGCCACGGGGUUGGUCACAGAAUUGUCGUUUUGGAAGAGGAUGCUUGUGUAUGUGACGAACCCGCGGAUGAUGACGGUUGAGCAGGGGGGGUACAACUCUGUGUGGGCUGCGACAUCUGAUGUGAAGAAGGAUGACAAGAUAGCGUUCUAUGAGCCGGUUGGGAAGGGAAAUGCAGGUGAUGCGAUGUGUUUCGAUGAGAAGUUGGGCAAGAGGUUGUGGGAAUGGACAGAAGAGAAGAUUGAGAGUGUGAAGUAG